UUACAAACACAAACUGCAAAAAAAGGAUUAGCAAUUUGGCAGUCAUUUUUCUGCAGUUUAGGCGUAACAGUUUGACUAUUUUGUUUAUUAAAUUAAUAAUUAUUCGGUAAAGGCAACGCAGCAGGAUAUAUCUUUCGUCUUUCGUUUUCUUCUCCUUCAUCCCAUUUUCUCUUCUUUCUCUCUCUAACUCAAACCCCUCUCUCCAUAGUUGUCCCUCUCCUACAGCUCAUAUCUCAAUCUCUCUCUACAAUCUCCAUUUCCAUCCAUGAAUUGACCCUCUUCAGGAGUUUUCACUGUGAAAUCUAUGUGCUUGAUAGACGGAAAUGUUUGAUUGUAGUUUUAAGUCGCAAUACUUGGAUGGCAAAAGAGAGAAGUUUGUGAGAUUGGAUGACUUGGACUCUAGGUUAUCCUCGCCAUCUGAUGCAGGGGGGAGAAAAUGUGGAUUUAAUAUUGAGGGAAUAGGCGGUUCUCGUCAUGCGAGGGAUACAUCAUUUAAGAAAGGAAUGAGAAAAGGGUCUGAAGGACUAAAGUCAAUUGGUCGAUCACUCCGAUUUGGGGUUUCUCGUGCAGUGUUCCCCGAAGAUCUUAAAGUAUCAGACAAAAAGAUAUUUGAUCCUCAAGACAAGUUUCUGCUGCUGUGGAAUAGACUUUUUGUCGUAUCAUGUAUUUUGGCUGUAUUUGUGGAUCCUUUGUUCUUUUAUCUUCCAAUUAUAAAUAGCUCAACAAAUUGUCUUGGCAUUGAUAGAAACUUAGCAAUAACAGCAACAACGCUGCGGACACUUGUCGAUGCUUUCUAUCUUAUUCACAUAGCUCUCCAAUUCCGAACAGCUUAUAUUGCUCCAUCAUCUCGAGUUUUUGGACGAGGUGAACUUGUGAUAGAUCCUGCACAGAUAGCUAAGCGAUACUUGCGGUGGCAUUUCAUUAUUGACUUCUUAGCUGUGCUACCCCUACCACAGAUUGUGGUUUGGAGAUUUCUUCAGAGAUCCAAUGGGUCAGAUGUGCUUGCUACAAAACAAGCAUUGUUUUUCAUUGUCUUGCUUCAGUAUGUUCCAAGACUGCUUCGAGUGUUACCUUUAACUUCGGAACUCAAAAGAACAGCAGGUGUCUUUGCUGAAACUGCGUGGGCAGGUGCUGCGUACUAUCUGCUGUUGUACAUGCUCGCUAGCCAUAUAGUUGGGGCCUUUUGGUAUUUAUUAGCUGUGGAACGCAACGAUACAUGCUGGCAGAGGACCUGCAAGGGGCAGCUUGGAUGUGAUACAAAUUACUUGUAUUGUGGCAAUCAACGCAUGGCAGGUUAUGAUGAUUGGUUCAAAGACGGAAAUUCUACUCUCAAGACGAAGUGCUCAGCAAAAGGAGAUGAUACAGAAUUUGAUUUUGGAAUCUACAAAAAUGCUUUGUCAUCUGGGAUUGUUUCAUCGAAGAAGUUUAUUUCUAAAUACUGUUACUGCCUGUGGUGGGGACUGCAAAAUUUAAGUACACUUGGACAGGGGCUUCAGACCAGCACAUAUCCUGGAGAAGUUAUAUUUUCCAUUGCACUGGCUAUAUUUGGACUCAUCCUCUUUGCUCUUCUCAUUGGCAAUAUGCAGACAUAUCUGCAGUCCCUUACCAUACGGCUUGAGGAAAUGAGAAUCAAAAGGCGUGAUUCAGAACAGUGGAUGCAUCAUCGGUUGCUUCCCCAAGAGCUCAGGGAGCGGGUUAGGCGAUAUGACCAAUACAAAUGGUUGGAAACACGUGGAGUUGAUGAAGAAAGUCUUGUUCAAAGUCUGCCUAAGGAUCUAAGAAGAGAUAUCAAGCGCCACCUUUGUAUUGCUUUAGUGAGGAGGGUUCCUCUCUUUGAAAAUAUGGACGAGAGGCUGCUUGACGCCAUCUGUGAGCGAUUGAAACCGUGUUUAUUGACGGAGAGUACUUACAUUGUUCGGGAAGGGGAUCCAGUUGACGAGAUGCUUUUCAUUAUUCGUGGCCGCCUCGAGAGUAUAACUACUGACGGAGGGAGGAGUGGGUUCUUCAACCGCAGUUUACUCAAAGAAGGCGAUUUUUGUGGUGAGGAGCUUCUGACCUGGGCACUGGAUCCAAAAUCUGGCUCUAAUCUCCCGACAUCAACUCGGACUGUGAAAGCUUUGACAGAAGUAGAGGCUUUUGCCCUUAUAGCCGAGGAGCUCAAAUUUGUGGCUAGCCAGUUCCGGCGCCUCCACAGUAGACAGGUUCAACAUACUUUCCGAUUCUACUCCCAGCAAUGGAGAACCUGGGCUGCUUGCUUCAUCCAAGCAGCAUGGCGCAGAUAUGCCAAGCGAAAGGCCAUGGAGCAGGUUCGUCGUAAGGAGGAAGAAGAAGAAGCAGAAGGGGCAAGGGCCAAUGCCAGUGGUGCUACAUAUAGUCUUGGCGCCACCUUCUUGGCUUCGAGGUUUGCUGCAAAUGCUCUAAGGGGAGUUCAUCGAAACCGGAAUGCAAAGACUGCUAGGGAGUUGGUGAAACUUCAGAAGCCCCCUGAGCCCGAUUUCACUGCUGAAGAUGCAGAUUGAUAUUGUAGUGUAUAAUGACACAUUUUAUAUCCACUGAUAGCUAUUUGCUCAAAAGAACAAACAAGAAAGAAUGUACUAAUAACAAUGUAUUUGUUAGUAUGGGUGCAAAAUUAUGUAUUAUACACGUACACGUUUCAUUACUUGGUAUUUGUGAUUGUGAAGUUUGCUGAAAGCAAUUCUAAAGAUUGUGUUUUGUUGUAAA
Molecule: messenger RNA, 2721 nt
Organism: Morus notabilis
Lineage: Eukaryota; Viridiplantae; Streptophyta; Magnoliopsida; Rosales; Moraceae
Product: probable cyclic nucleotide-gated ion channel 5
Exons: 8
Coding region: 324-2519 (731 amino acids)
Biological process (GO): transmembrane transport; potassium ion transport
Cellular component (GO): membrane
Molecular function (GO): protein binding; voltage-gated potassium channel activity
Source: RefSeq, a predicted model, not a curated record